AUGGAUACGGUUUCCACCUUCGCCAAGACUCUGUCGUCAGACAGUUCGCUGGCCCACGCCGGGGUUUCUUCCGAGGUGAUCGUGUGUGCCUCCUCGGUCGCGAUGGCCCUCACCUUCGAUGCCGGUGGAGAGGAGCGACAGGAAAACUUUUGGGUAGGCGACUUGACCAAGGACGAGGCCCAGAAAUUGCUGGGGCUCCACGGGCAGGAGGAUAGAAAGGACGAAUUCCUUGAUGCUUGCCCCUGCGCUGCAUUGUUUGCUUUGUUUUGUCGUGAGACACACCAUGCGCUGAGUGGGCAGCCCUUGAAUCCUUUAGGCGGCUACCGCGCGAUGGAUCUGGCAAGCACCUGCGAGCGCUACGCCAAGGUUGGGGCGCAGGCCCUCAAGGCCAAGAAGGCCGACAUGAAGAAGAAUGCCUACAACGAUGUGGAGAUUUUUUUGAGGGAUUGCAAGUUCCAGACGGUAGAUGGCAUCACGACGGCUGGCAAAAACAUCUUGAAUGCACUGCUGUCCCAAAAGAGUGCGGGCGGUCCUUCUGUUGGCGAGUUCGCAGGCGGUAGUGGUGUGUUGGCCCGGGAUGUUGCGAUGUGGAUGCGCGAGAAAGGUCGUCACCCCGUGAUCUGGCACACAAAGGACCGGGAGUACCAAUUCGCAUCGGAGCUGCACGCGAAUGCAGCAACCGAGAUUUUGAAGCGCACCUCCCAGUCGACGCCACGACUGUCUGGAAAGAAGGGCGCCCCGCCGAAGCAGCUGCAGCCAGGGCCCCAAAGCGGAAGUUUGCUUCACGUUGGACGCAAGUUGUUCCCCAAAUGCUUUUUCGGUUCUGAAUGCUUUGGAGCAGUCAAGUGCGGUUCCCAAAAUCUUUGGCGCUUCCUAAAUGCUUUUGAGCAGUCAAGCACUAAGCGCUUCUAUACGUCCCGAAUGCUUGCGUUGCGCAUGUCCACAGUUCUGAAUACUUUCUCGGCCGCCAUGGCCCUGAGCUUUGAUGCCGGCGGCGACCAACGUCAGAAGAACUAUUGGGUGGAGGACCUUACUGAUGACGAAGCCAAGGAGUUUCUGGCCCUCCGCGGGCACCGGGAGGAUUGGGAGCAAUUCGCACAAGCCUGCGACUACCGUGCUGUGGAUUUGGACUUAACCUGUGGAGACUACAAGGGGCCGGCGACGCUGGCGGCCAAAAAGGAGGAGAUGAAGGCGAAGGCCGCCAUUGAGGUACAGCGCUUCCUUGACAGCUGCACGAUCAAAGACACCGCUGCUGGUCGGAAGAUUUUGGAAGCCCUGAUGACCGACCGCAACUCAAGUCCUGGCGAGGGCGUUGACGAGUUGAGCGCUGGCAGCGCCGUGCAGCCAAGAGAUGUCGCACUGUGGAUCCGCGACAACAAGGUCCACCCGGCCGCGCCGAGCGCCAUCAGCAGCCGUAGCUGA
Molecule: messenger RNA, 1422 nt
Organism: Symbiodinium sp. CCMP2592
Lineage: Eukaryota; Dinophyceae; Suessiales; Symbiodiniaceae
Source: the annotation of a GenBank genome assembly